CUCCAUGCUUCGUGUUCACGUACAUAUGGAGGUCUCUUCUAGUUUAUGUCUCGCAAGGCCGAACUCCUGCCGAGCUGAACGAAGUUGGACCAUGUCUCGCCUGCAUUCCUACCGCAACCUGCAUUGACAUCCACGAGUUCUCACGCAGCAACAGUCAACGAUUGGUCGGAAUUUAUCCCGUACAAUAUCAAUCAGUCGCGAGCCUUCCCAAGCAUUACCCGAUCGUUCGGUACAACGGAAGAGGGGCUUCAUUUUCAGACGCUGACCUAAUCCGCCUUGCAACAGCCAUGCUGGAGGUAAUCUACGUUACCCGCCAUGGAUUCCGAUCCAACUGGCUCGUUGACCCGUCAAACGGCAACUACACCAACUAUCUCAGGUCUCCCACGGGCGGAGCAGCCGACCCGGCCUUGACGGCGCAUGGCGUCGACCAGGCCAACGAACUGGCGGCGAGGCUGUUAGCCGUGGACCCGCCCAUUGAGCGUGUGUACUCCAGCUUGUAUUAUCGAUGCCUACAGACUGUUGAACCCUUUGUCCGCAAGGCCCAGGAGGCGGCGUCGUCGAGGGCUGGAGGUGAGCCGGGGCACCUGAGAAUUCGGGGCGAGACCGGGCUCGGCGAGUGGUACGGCUCGGCCGAUUUUGAACACCCGGUCCCUGCGAGCCUCGGGAAGCUUGAGGAGCUGUUCCCGGGCCUUCUCGAUCCGAGUUAUAGCCCGGCGAUAACGCCGAACCGACUGGGCGAGAGCAUCGAGGAGCUACAUGACCGCGUGGCGGCAGUAAUGGAGGCGGUGAUCGCCGAGUGUGACAGGGAUGGCGUACGCGCAAUCUUGUUGUGCACGCACGCCGCUGUCAUCAUCGCGUUGGGGCGUGUCUUGACCGGGAACAUGCCGGACAAUUUUGAGGUAGACGACUUCAAGUGCUUCACCUGCGGGCUAAGUGCAUAUCGACGACGCCGGCAGGACUUGGGAGCCGAGGAGAGGGGUGUUGGCUCCGCGAUGGAGGGCACGGCUGGACGCGAUGCCGAUCGUCGCAGCGAGGACGGCGCGGUGGCCGGUUGGAAAAGCGGACGAGGGGUGUCCGGGGGCUGGGACUGCGAGCUGAACAGCGAUUGUACCCAUCUUAGGCUCGGAGAAGAGCGUGGAUGGUCGUUUCAUGGCGACGAGUCAUUCAAGGACACGGUGACGGGCCAUGGCAUGCUCGAUACUACAACACGAAUGCCACCCACCUCAAAUGGCGAAAGAAAGGCGCACGGAGCCCAAGCGGAUAGUCCCCGGGGCAAAUUAUAACGCGGCCGGGAAGCACCGUCUGGUGCGGACAAUGUGCCCCUUGAGGGAUGUACUUGGCGUGCCCAUGUCCGGGAAAUACCCAAGUCUGCAAUUGCGACGGUUUGCGCACCGAGUAUGAACGCAUCCCUCCGGUGAAGUCACCGAGGCUAAGAACCAUGAGCUCGUCAAGGAGUGCUAGUCGCGACACUGGAAUGCAAGAUGCGCGGCUCUGCCCUCCUCGUGAAGUUGAGGAAGUCGAUUUGGAAAGGCUGGAAUGCCGGCCUCGGCACCGUCACAGCGUUGACAGUGCAUAGAUGACAGCCUUCCCGGAUCCAUGCCAGGUCCAACGAACUGCUCCUCUGUGUAGUAUACACGGUGGUGUAGUCUGGUGUUGUGUAGAAGCGGUGGGGUUGGAUAGUUUACUCGGUUAAUGAACCUCGGCGAGCUGGCGGAGCUCGACAACAAUGGUGUUUGAGUGUCUCCUGGGGUCCUAUUAGACAGUCUCCCUAGACGUUAAGCCAGCACCACACAAGGCAUUUUCUUUUUUUCCCAUCUGGGGCCGAAGCAGCAAAGAGCAUGGCGAAAUGUCUUGGGUGCCACACUCCCAUCAAGGUCACAUGCCUGGUCUCAAAAGGCGCGAUUUGAGCUGGUACAUACCUAGGUAUGCACGUCUGUACAAUGUAUACGACUUGACAAGGAUGUGCUCAGGAUCAUUCCUUGCACGAUAGUGGAGGCCACAGAUCUGUAGCCUAGAACUUCAUAAGGCGCGAGUGGCGCCCGGCGUCUGAACCCAAGUCAAGGCUCGGGCGGCUUAUACCAUCGACGGCGGGGAGAAGAAUCUGACCCACCGAUAAUCAGUACUU
Thermothelomyces thermophilus ATCC 42464 is the source of this 2125-nucleotide messenger RNA. RefSeq lists its product as uncharacterized. The transcript is spliced from 3 exons. The coding region runs from base 288 to 1283 and encodes 331 amino acids. The record is from RefSeq and is a predicted model, not a curated record. Lineage: Eukaryota; Fungi; Ascomycota; Sordariomycetes; Sordariales; Chaetomiaceae.